AUGUCUCUGCGAACCACCGUCGUGGGCUUCAACCCCCGCCGUCGGGACCAACAGGCGCAGAUGUGGAUGGGCCUUUUUGAGGCCAAACACCCACUCACCGAGGAACAAUCCGAGUUCCUGCUGAAGUUGAAGUCGGCCCAUGCUUCCAAUCCCGGAUCUGCUCCGACUUCAGAGGAGCUCCGUGAAGGCUAUCUAACCCCUCCUGUCGGUCAUGACCAUGCAAAGUACAAGAAGAUCUGUCAAGCCUUCACGGACCAGACCGUUUCCCAUCGCCUGCGACUCCGAGACAGCAAAGGGAACAGUACCUUCAAUGAUUCCUGUGGCAAAGAGGAUGUCAAAAUGGCCACUAUUUCCUAUCCAGACCAGCAGUACAUCAUCAUGGCUGCUCCCAUGCAACCGGGCCCGAGGUUCCCAGUCCGGCCGUUGAUCAAUUCCCGCCUCAAAAUGAAGGGCAAGGGAAGAAUGGCCCGCCGCCUGAACUACCGAGCUAAGCCCACUCUCAUGGACAUGUUGGGCCUGAACAAGCUUGUCGCCGAGCAGAUCUUCGAGUACCUACCCUACACCAGCCGUGCGGCUCUCUUCCAGACUUGUACCGAGGCAGCCUGGAUUGUCGGCGACUACCAGGUCAUGUAUGAUUUUACGCAGGGCAACCUGUUCAACUCCGAGUACAACGACCAAGAGCUCGAGCAGCUGCAGUCCAAGGGCGAGAUCGGUGCCGAUGCUGAGUCCCGUGGUGCGCUGCAUCUGAUGGUCACCCGAACCCACCGAGACUGGCAUGUCAACAAGAAUAUCGCAUUCCGCCCCAAGGCCGACUAUUGGCGCAUGGGAACUUCGCUCUGCCGUCUCUUCCGGUCUUUCAGCCUGCAUACUCACAAUACCUACUUCCUCACGCUGGCUAACCUGGAGCAUGUGGAUGAUCGAGUGGCAGCUGGCCUGGUCAAGCUGCUGCCCAAGCUGAAGAAGCUGGAGAUUGUCAACUGCGAGAUGUUCCGUCUACACCAUGUCGCUCGCUUCCUCGACCUGAUUGCCGACCUCCAGAAGGAGCGUGGAACCUAUAUUCACAUUGACAUCGCCCCUCUGUUCGAGCGUGGCUGCAUGUGGAUGAACGACAAUUCCCAGACUUGGAACGUAAAGGGCCCCGAGACGUCCCGUAAGGGCACAUUCGGCGUCACUUGGACGGACUCGGGUGUCAAAAUCCCUACUGCCAUUGUUGGCCUUCUUUUUUAUCGUCUUCUUCCCGCCAUCUAUGGUGCUGGUCAGGAUCAUAUGAUCAUUGAUACUGCCUCUCUGCUGCGUCAGUAUCUAGAGGCUCUGCCUCUGCCAGCCUUCUGCAUCCCUUAUACGAUGGCAGCAUACGAUUUGAAGCUGGCCAUGGACGCUGAGAUCGCCGUUGAGGGAGCCCCGAUCAUAGCGGAGGCUGCCCGACAGAUGGAGGCUGUCCAACUGCAAGCUGAGAUGGCUGGUUUCAUCCAGGAUGACGAUGAUGACGAAGAAGAAGACGACGAGCCAAUCAUGCUGCCAGAGUUCAAAAGGGAGGACUGGUCCCAGGAGCUGCUCACGAGGGUGACUCACAAUGAGAUCAUCAUCAGCUUUACUCUUGCCAAGGCCAUGUACGGCGAAGACCUCUGGCUGGAGACUUUUGACCGCGGCUACCGGUCGACCAGCUUCCAGUGCAGUAUCAACAACUACGGCAUCUGGGCAGAAGUCCACGAGUGUGCGCAAUGCAAGAAGCCCACGCAGAGAAUGUUUUUCAGCGCGGGAUUCAUAUGCGAGGCCUGCCGCCUGGGCCUCUGGGUCGACCUCGAGACGGACCACAUGAAGUACCAUAAGCGCAAGGCUGUGGACGCGCUGGGCUUCACUUGGACUGAGGCGCAUGGCUACAGCGGCGUGGCGGAGUCCAAUCUCCCCAAGGAGAAGGACUUUGUCGCGAUCGACGCCGAGGGCAGGACCGCCCCUCUCAUCCAUACCAAGCUUGACUUCGUGAAGCGCGUGGUCGACCUACCCAAGGGCCCGAUGCACGAGUUCUGCGACGUCGUCGACAAGAUGUCGCACACGGAGACCAAGCUCGGCCCUAUCGGCCAUGUCGGCUACGUCCAGGCCGACCACCCCGACAGCGGCUACCAGUCGGUCGCCAGCACUGUCAGGGACUCGCUGCGGUACAUGCAUUACCGAGAGUCCCUGACGUGCGAGAAACUGCGCGACAACAAUGCCUAUUUCACUGGCUGGAACCUGGACAAGGCAAACAAGGCCAUGGGUGCUACCAAAACUGCAGAUGGCAGGCUCAUCUUCUGGUGA
Cryphonectria parasitica EP155 is the source of this 2295-nucleotide messenger RNA. RefSeq lists its product as uncharacterized. The record is from RefSeq and is a predicted model, not a curated record. Bases 1 to 2295 code for a protein of 764 amino acids. Lineage: Eukaryota; Fungi; Ascomycota; Sordariomycetes; Diaporthales; Cryphonectriaceae. The transcript has 4 exons.